Pyrus x bretschneideri (Chinese white pear) is the source of this 1105-nucleotide messenger RNA. Its product is annotated as AP-3 complex subunit sigma-like. The record is from RefSeq and is a predicted model, not a curated record. Gene Ontology annotation, cellular component: AP-3 adaptor complex; intracellular membrane-bounded organelle. Gene Ontology annotation, biological process: Golgi to vacuole transport; protein transport. Lineage: Eukaryota; Viridiplantae; Streptophyta; Magnoliopsida; Rosales; Rosaceae.
GAUGAAGACCGGCCGAGUUGAUGGAGUGGAGGCAAUGCUGAGUCGAUGGAAGGAGCGUGGCGGUCUCGGGGAUCAGAAUUGCAUCGUCUUCAGAAUCACCGCCUUCUUGAGCCGCCAUUGAUGAUGCGCCGCCGCCGAUGAUUCUGGUUGCGACUCGACUUCAAUUGUACUAGGGUCUAGGGCUUGUUUGGCUCACUAUUUGAUAUUUACACUUUUUAUACCGCCAAGUUGAUCGGAUUUGGAUCUCCAGCAAUGCGUCCCCACAUGAAUUUACGAAUAGGCCCCUACCGAUGUACAUAAUUACAAGGGACCAGGCCGGCAUGGAUCUCAAACCAGUUCUCAUCUGUGCAGUCUGCAAAUUCCCUGAAAAAGAAAAAAAUUUCUUAUUUCUGGAGAAGAUGAUCCGAUCGGUGAUGGUGAUAAACACGCAGGGGAAGCCUCGCCUUUCCAAGUUCUACGAAUUUCAGCCUGUGAAGAAGCAACAGGAACUUAUACGCAGCGUCCAUGGAGUGUUGUCCAGUAGAGGUGAGAAUGUGAGCAAUUUCGUGGAUGCUGAGUCUAUUUUCGGCCCGGAUACUCGCCUUGUGUACAAGCACUUUGCAACUUUGUACAUCGUCUUUGUAUUCGAUAGCUCUGAAAACGAGCUUGCCAUGCUCGACCUCAUACAAGUAUUUGUGGAAACAUUGGACAAAUGCUUCAAAAAUGUAUGUGAGCUUGACGUGGUGAUCAAUUACAGCAAGAUGCAUACCGUAUUGGAUGAGAUUAUUUUUGGAGGUCAAGUGCUGGAAACAAGUUCAACUGAAGUUAUGAAGGCCGUCGAAGAAAUCUCAAGGUUAGAAGCAGCCUCAAAUGCCAUCUCACUGGUCCCAAAAUCUGUUUCCGCCUGGCGGAGUCGAUAGUUUGCAGUUUUGACUGAUUUGUUAUAAUGUUCUCUUUUGAUGUCACACCGAGGCCGAGCCUCCAAAGCUUCUUUGAUAGGAAUCACUGCAGAGCUCUUGCAAUAUUAGUGCGAUGUUUGUGAAUAUUUGGAUGCUUGAUGGAUGGCUGAUUACUUACAUGAAAAAAAAUAAGAAACAUGCGACAAGCUUGAGUUAUCGGCAUUAUA